Molecule: messenger RNA, 934 nt
Organism: Cladocopium goreaui
Lineage: Eukaryota; Dinophyceae; Suessiales; Symbiodiniaceae
Source: the annotation of a GenBank genome assembly
CAGACACCCACACCUCGUUCCCUGCCAUGGACUGCGAUGAGUUGUCUAUGGCGCUUCCAAGAUAUCCGAACGGCCCAAAGGCUGAUCCGAUGAAGCCAGAUUACGCGAAUCCCGACUUUUGGGAUGCUCGCUUCCAAGAUACUGAAGGCCUUUUUGACUGGUAUGCCACUUACGAUGAACUGAACGAUACCUUCGAGGAGUUUUGCCCCAUCAAGAGCCAUUGCGAAGACUCGCUGCUGGUGGUCGGUUGUGGCAACUCCGCUUUCUCUGCAGAGCUGCAUGGCGCUGGGUACCAGCACAUCACCAGCAUCGAUAUCUCCAACUCCGCGAUUUCGAAGAUGAAGCAGCUCUUUGACAGGCCAGGAAUGACUUGGCAAGUCAUGGAUGCGACAGCCAUGACGUUUGAUGGCGACAGUUUCCACUUGGCUGUGGACAAGGGAACCCUCGAUGCCAUGAUGAGCCCUGGAACCAAUGAGUUCGCAGGAGCCAUGCUGGAAGAGGUUUGGCGCGUCUUGCGGCCUGAGGGGCUAUUGAUUGUGGUCUCCCACAGCGGGAAACGCCUGCAGCUGCUGAAGAGCCAUGGCACCUGGCAGUGCCUGGAGAUCAGAAAAUGCCGCCUCUCACCACAGGCAACCUUCAUCAAUAUGUUGCGCUGCAAAUUGCCUCCUGGUGCGCCCUUGAAAGAUGCCUUGCAACAACCCCAGCUGCUGCAAGAAGCAGCUGAGGAGGCGAAACAGGCACUGAGGAGGAUGGCCUUUCUUGACGCCUUCAGGAUCUUCAAAGCGAGGAAGCAGGCACAGGCAGGACAUAUCCAGGAGGCGGAAGAGGAACCUCCGGGCGAAGCCGGGGAAGCUGUAAGCAAUGGCUCCAAUGGGUCAGACCCAAGACGGCAGCCAUUUUGCUGGAUCUAUGUGCUCAGAAAAGUGGUGUAAAA